Messenger RNA from Microbotryum saponariae, 2973 nucleotides. The record is from the annotation of a GenBank genome assembly. Lineage: Eukaryota; Fungi; Basidiomycota; Microbotryomycetes; Microbotryales; Microbotryaceae.
AUGUCGAUGAGCGUCUCGACCGCCUCGGCGUCACCCCCCACCCGCACCAAAUCGUCCGCCUCCGUCUCGACGACGCACAAGCCCAAACGCAACAAGUCGUCGUCCUCGCUUCACAGCGCAGGAGGGCACCACUCGAUUCACCACCAUGUCCAGAUGCCUCAGCACGUGCGCAAGAGCUCCCAUGAGUCGACCGGCGUCACGCGACCUCGUCUCACCUCGAGUGGCUCGUCCUCCACUUCGGCCAAGAAGGCCCAUUUCGGCGCAGGUCUGGGCAUGAUGACCUCUAUAUCGAAUGCACCUUCCCAACCGGCGACCAACGCGGUCGCCCAAGCCGGACCCUCCGCUCGGGCCACCGGCGCAGCUUCAUCUCAAGCGGCGCACACCGAGACCGCGACAGAGGUGCAGCCUCACACGGAGGAGUUGGACGCUUCACCCCAGGACGAGCUCGGUGACCUCGAUGAUUCAAGGGCUUCACGAGACCAAAGGCCAUCCGACCCGGUCGCGUCGACGCAAGAACCUGAACGAGGUCGAUCCCGAUCGCGCUCGAUGGAUCGCCGCGCUGCGCAAUCGACCGAACGCCACCAUGCAAACGCUCAAGGUAGGGAUCGAACGUUACCACCGGGACCUGGAGGGCGAGGAGACAGGUCCGACGGCUCUCCCAAGAGACAAAGGGCCCCUGCGGUCUCGCAGACGAGGCAAGCGCAGCCACCGGCGAAGAAGAUGGAAAAGUCAGAAAACCCGUCCGAUGCGGUGGGCGCCAACCAAACUCCGGCCGCACCCGUACCCACACCCGCACCCGCACUUGCCCCAUCAACCACACCGACACCGACAGUACAGGUCAAGGAGAAGCACUCAAGGGCCAAGUUUGACUUUGCUGAUGACGAGGAUGACGGCGAUGACGACGAAGAGGAAGAGAGGCAGGGAAGGAAAUUCGAUUACGAGCGAGCUACCGAGACCUCAGGUCAGUCUGUAACGGCCUGCUUUCAACGAUCAGAGCUGUUCUCAUGCUACCUUGGGUUGGCCGAUUGUAGCCGUAGCGGCGCCUCGUGCGACCACCUCCACUGUCGAAAAGGCCGCAGCUGCGCCUCCACCCCUUGAGUCACCUCCUUCGCCGGAGCUCCAAGCGACGAAAGAGGUGCCCACGCGACCACCGAUGCACACCAAGUCAUCGUCCAACCUCUCGACCCACACCGUCCGGCCCAAGCGCAACAAGUCAUCGUCAUCGCUGCACUAUGCCCACCACGGUCCUGGCCACCACAACGUGCAAUUCGCUGGCGCAGCCAAGAAACGAUCCGGCAGUUCGAGCGGGAGGGCCAAACCUGCCUUUGGUUUCGGGAUGACGACACUACCUGCAGAGAACCACGAUGAUCGACGUGGAAGCGAUGCGAGCUCGACGAAAGGAGCGGGGAGCAGCAACAGACCUACCAUUGAUCGCAGGGGUAGUUCAACGAGCACUCUCGUCAAUGACCGCAUCGAUGACCGGUCAGCAGGGGGGCGAACAGAUUCGCGAGAACGGACCGAGGUGGCGAGGAUUGAGCCUGAUCCAAAGGCAAGUACCCCAGUACUCUCCCCGUCAACGUCGCGUUCACGGCCGAGCAAAAAACAUACCGCCACCAAAGACACUCAAGAGGUGGCUGGCAGUCAAUCGUCGGCCAGCGGAUGGGAAUCCGCUACAAAUUCACCGUUUGCGAUCGCAAAGACCCUUCCGUCGACAAGUUACCGACCCGAAGCGGUGUCGGGCCUGGCCCAGGUCAUGGGACGUGGCGACGAGGUGGCCGGCAUCGUUGCGGACGGUGAUGACGACGAGAGUGCCGACGAGGGGGCCAAAGAGAGCCGAAAGGUCGAUGUCGCUCCGAUGUCCCCUCCGGCUACCGGCCGGCCCACUGCUACUGAGCCUACGACUCAGUCGCCCCCCCGGAGUACCUCUCAACCAGGGCCAUCCUCAUCCCGGCAACCAUCUGGCUCGUUCAAGGCACCUCCAGCACCCGCGACGAACACUAUCGCCUUCCCGAGCUCUUCGGGCGAACCGCCUUCGCCGCCUCGAGUGCAUGCGCGACCGGCAGCUGCAAACGUCCGAAAAGGUUCCAACGCCUCACUCAUGUCGAACGCUUCCGCUCGCUCCGUUGCGUUGUCCUUUGCGGGCCGAAUGGGCCCUCCCGGGCCCAUGUUUCGCCGAUCGGGGACCGCGACCGCUCCUGCCUUGGUUGACCGUGGUCACGUCGGCGCUGAAUUGAUAGGAACCGACACCCCAGUAGGUUCGUUCGACAGUCGACGUCGCACGAGCGGUGGCCGGAACCCUUCCAUGCCUGCAGGUCGCCAGGUCGUGUCCCAUGGUCGCACGGACAGCAUCAACAGCGUGCGUUCUCUUCGUGCAGCGGCCGAGACGAGUCCUCAGACGAGACGCCCAGCUCCAGCCGAUAGUCGGCAGAGCGCGGACGGAGGACGACGAAGCAUUGGGCCUAGAACUUCGAGCGAGUACGCCUCAUCGGGAAGCACCGCACUCGCUGCACUCGGCAGUAUUGCCAGCCAGGCUGGCUCGACGCGGCCCCCUCCGACCCCGGAGGGCUCGGGAGGGACGUUCCGGAGGAGCGCCAGCGGCUACUUCUCCUCCGCUCUCCGAGGUCUGACGGGACUGCAAGCGCUCACCCCGCCUUUGUCACCCUCGGCCAGUUCUAGAGGCGGUCCCAUGGCAGGAUACGGUGCAACGACGGCCGGUUCCACGCAGCACCCCGCUUCGACCAUCGCCAAGAACAAGUCGCGUUCGACUCCAUCCCCCGCGCACUUCAUCCAACCCGUCGUGUCCAAGUUCGUUGAAACGCCGCCUCCGGUGCCAUCGGUGCUCUUGUCACGAUCGCCCGCUCCGAUGAACGCGAUGGACUCUGCCGCCGCGGCCAAGCGAUCCCAAUCCUCGGCCAGUCUGAACGGAAUGGGUGCGAUGUCGCGUACGCAGCAAAAGGCCUUCCUCGCUCGUGA